AUGGCUUGGAAUUUUAAUGUGAAGACAACAACAAUUGCAAAUUGUUUUCGGCAUUGCAAGAUUCGGUCAGAAAAAAACAAUGUUCCCGAACCAGAAGUUGGUGAAUUAGAUGAAGGUAUUCAAGGAUUAAAUGAUGUCAUCUCUAAUUUACACUAUAGAAAUGUGAUGGAUGUUGAACAUCUUUUGAACUAUCCUAGCGAGAAUGAUGCAGUUAUGGAAUCACCUACAGACGAAGAGAUUAUUCGAUCGGUAAUGAACAAUAAUGAUGAUGAGAAUGAUCCUGAACCAGAUGAUAGUAGCGUUGUCCCAAUAGUCACCUUAAGCAACUACUUGCUACAAUACGAGCAAAAUAUUUCGGAAGUUGUGUAUGCUCUACAAAAAGUUAAGGAUGUAGUUCAUUUUGGUUUAGGUGUGAAGAAAAAACAAUCAACUAUAGAUGCAUAUUUUCAAAAGGAAUGA
Messenger RNA from Olea europaea var. sylvestris, 459 nucleotides. RefSeq lists its product as uncharacterized. The record is from RefSeq and is a predicted model, not a curated record. The transcript has a single exon. Bases 1 to 459 code for a protein of 152 amino acids. NCBI's taxonomy places the organism in Eukaryota, Viridiplantae, Streptophyta, Magnoliopsida, Lamiales, Oleaceae.